Molecule: messenger RNA, 313 nt
Organism: Staurois parvus
Lineage: Eukaryota; Metazoa; Chordata; Amphibia; Anura; Ranidae
Source: the annotation of a GenBank genome assembly
GAGAGCUGUGAUUGGUCACAGCUUGUCACAUGGUACAAGGCUGUUGUGAAUAGCCUUGAACCAUGUGAUCUCUGUGAUCAUUCACAGAUUUCACAAGUAGUAAGAAAUGAUGUCAGGAAGUGACAUCGUGUUCACUACUGUUUCUGUGAUCACUGAUUAGCCAAUCAGUGAUCACAUGAAUCAGGACCUCACACAGAGGUCCCGUGCAGUGAUCGGUAUUCCGGAGCGAUCUGGAGGACACAGAGGGCACCGGAUCGCAGUGUCGCAUGCUCCAAUGGAGCGCGCACAGGUAGUGAAUGUGGGGGCCAUUUAU